Messenger RNA from Chenopodium quinoa (quinoa), 1479 nucleotides. RefSeq lists its product as uncharacterized. Gene Ontology annotation, molecular function: RNA-DNA hybrid ribonuclease activity; nucleic acid binding. The record is from RefSeq and is a predicted model, not a curated record. Lineage: Eukaryota; Viridiplantae; Streptophyta; Magnoliopsida; Caryophyllales; Amaranthaceae. The transcript has 2 exons. Bases 1 to 1479 code for a protein of 492 amino acids.
AUGCAUUGUAACCCCCAGUUGCUAGUGGCACGUGUUUUGGAGCCUUCACAUAAGUGUUCGAUAUGCACUGGGCGGCCAAAGGAUGGUACAGCGGGAAAUAUUUCUUGGGGAAAAAGGGGUUUUCGAGAUGUGGGAAACAAGAUGAUUAGUGGGUAUGCUUGGAAGAUCGGGAAUGGAAAAAAGGUAAGGAUUGCGAACAUGAGGUGGGUGCAGGGCUGUGUUCCUGAAAUGAGAUCAGACUUGUUACUUCGGGAUGUUGGUUCUGGAAUGGUGAAGGACCUCAUUUUAUCUGACCCAAGACAAUGGAAUGCUGCUAUGGUACGGGAGAGAUUUGUUUGGGAGACGACCAAAAAAAUCCUGGAAAUGGAAUUACCGAAUGUUGAUGAAGAUGAUUUCCUAUUCUGGAAUUCACACUCAUCGGGCAACUACACCGUAAAGUCUGGGUAUGCCUUUUUAAUGCACUCCUUUUUUAUGAAACAGGACCAUGGUCAGGACGAUGUGUUCUUCAAACUAAUUUGGGGGUUAAAUAUUCCGCCAAAAUGGAGCUUAUUCUUAUGGAAACUAGUCAUGAAUGGCCUGGCUUUCAAGUCAAACUUAAGGUAUCGAGGGGUGGAUAUCGAUGGAGAUUGUGACUCUUGUGGUAUGGAGGAGGAGGAUUUACAACAUCUUUUCCGAUUGUGUUCUUUUGCGAGGUAUGCUUGGCAGAACUAUGACUUGCAUAUUAUCUCUGAAAUUGAUGAAUCUACUCCUUUGCGACACUGGAUUCAGCAACAUAUUCUGCUCUAUCAUAGCGAGGAUGGGAGACAAAGCGUCAGGCUCCAUGUUUUCAUAGGAGUUUUGUGGAGUCUCUGGUUAACUAGGAAUGGGAGAGUUUUUAGAAAUGAAAGGGGCUAUUUAGCGGAUUACUAUAGGCAUUAUGGUCAAACGAUGAGUAGCUUGGAGAUUUUCCUUAAACCAAGAGAAAGGUAUAGGGAUUCCACUCGUAUAACCGGAAGAACGGAGGAUCUCCCACCCGUGUUCAACAGAUUCAACAUUGGCAGCCGAAGGGAACUACCACAUCAUCCUCUACAGGGGAAUACAGAGGUUAUAAUUAUGGUGGAUGGGUCUUGGAAGAAGAGUACAGGGGCUGCGGGUUUUGGAUGGGCUUACUCUUCGGAUGGGGUAAACUUUUUGGAGGGAGGAGGUGAUUAUGGUACAGCUAUCUCAGCUUUACAUACUGAGCUCUUGGCUUGCAUAGGGGUUGUCAAGUGGGCAAGCCGAAAGGGCUACCAAUACAUUACGAUUUUCACUGAUUCUAUGGCAAUCAUUCAGCUUCUGCGUAAUCCUACCAGCCGGGAGGUGAGACUACUAUGGACUAUUGAAGAUUUAUUGAAGGAAGGAGGAUCCUUGGACAUGUGCACUAUUUGGAAAGUUAGUAGAGAUCAACUAACACAGGCACAUGAUAUUGCGGUUGGGUGUAGAUCGAUGAUUAUCAUGUAA